Messenger RNA from Electrophorus electricus (electric eel), 5095 nucleotides. RefSeq names its product family with sequence similarity 171 member A2b (gene fam171a2b). The record is from RefSeq and is a predicted model, not a curated record. NCBI's taxonomy places the organism in Eukaryota, Metazoa, Chordata, Actinopteri, Gymnotiformes, Gymnotidae.
CAGCAGGCAGAACUGCAUCCUGAGGAGGAUGCAUCUGAUAGGCAAGACGCCCUUAGCAACCGCCUCUAAAAAACAUCGAUGAAUAUGGCUGACGAAGUGGGGAAGACGAUGUAGCUUUGAGGAUGCCACCUCUGUAUAUUUCCAAUUUCCUUUUGUGUCUCUUUAUCUCCAGCGCUGAACGGAUAGUCGCAAAAUCCAUCGUGGAGAAUGGAGCGCUCGAGGUGCAAGUGAGGGUUCAGGUGUUUGAUGGAGGUGACCUGUCACCCCUGCCCAAUGCUGCUGUUGUUGUCCAUGGCAACCGGAGCGUGCUGGUGUCCGGUCAGGCCAAGAAUGAAGAUGCAGUGGUCAUGAACUUCCUGUACCGCAUGGGCUCAUGGGUAAUCAUCACAGCAUCUCAGAAAGAUUAUGUCACCAGCUCUGUACCGUGGCAUGCCAGCAGAGUGCCCUUAUAUGCCUCUGUCAGUCUGUACCUGUUGGCCCAAAGACCAGGAACACUCAUCCUGUAUGAUGAUGUCAUCCAGGUGUUCCACGGCUCUCCAGGAGGGCGGAGCCAACCAUGGCUGCACAUUCCAAGACGGAGCUUGCAGUUAAACUCCUCAUUCUCUGAGCUGACUGCAGUUUUGACCACUGCCAGAGAUUUAAGUGAGAUCAGUGCCUUCCCAUACCUCCUGGCCCUGGAGACCAACAGCACAGGAGGAGAGAGUGGCUGGACUGAUUUGACAGCGGUAGCUGCAGUCAGCGCUCAACUGUUUGACCGCGAAGGUCAUGUGGUCCAGGUGACGGAGCCCAUCCAUGUCUCUGUCCCUCUGCCCUCUGACACCCGUGUCCGCUCCCCCACCAGUGUGCCUGUGUGGGUGUAUGAUACUAAGAUAGGGUUGUGGGUAAGGAAUGGCACUGGCUACAUUAAGAGGGAUGGGUCUCAUCUUACAUGUGACUUUAUGGCCUCACGACUUGGCUACUGGAUAGCAGCAUUCCCCUCUACAUCAGGCACAGGAUUGUCUCAUCCAAGCCUGAGGGACAUUACAGCCUACCACACCCUAUUCCUGCUCUCUAUUCUGGGAUCACUUGCUCUGCUUGUACUGGUACUACUCUGCGUACUCCUCUACUACUGCAGACGGAGGUGUCUGAAACCUCGCCGGCACCACAAGCAGGCUCAGGCCUCUUCUACACUGUGCAGCUCCAAAAGAGACCAAGGCACCUCCACCUCUCGUCUCAACCUCAUCUGCGGUGGCCAUGCUGAAGCUGCGGCCUCCAGCAGUGACCUGGAUGCUGCCAAGCCUGAUGUCUCCCCGUCCCGAGAAUACAAGAGUGCGCGGGAUGAGUUUUCCAAGCACGUGCCAGCACACAAGCUCCGACAUGCAUCCAAGAGUAAACAGCCAAAAGGAGCCCCACGCGGUGGAGAGAGCUUCCCCAUGAAGGUGCACCGCUCCACAGAGACAAACAACCUUGACAACACCUUGCUCCAAGACGACUACGGACGCAACUACAGCCCUGAUGACAAGGAUCAUGACUACCGCCGCAGGCACGUUGUCAAUGACAACCGCGGGUACACGGCUGACCCACCUUCACCGUCCAUCCCGGACAAGCCCCCAGAGUAUUCACAGGUCUCCCAGGGACAGGAGCACCUUGCCCGUCCAACAUCAUUGAACACCCAGCCUGGCCAGAUCAUCUUCUGCAGUUCUCUGGACCAGAUGACAGAGAACAUGUACCGCAGCAUGGUGCCUACCCUGGUCAUCCCGGCACACUACAUGCGCUUGUCAUCUGAGUUCAAAGGCUCGGAAGGUGGAAAGGAUGGUCAGAGCCAGGCAGAGCGAGACAGGGAAGGCCAAGGAGGGAAUGGUGUCAGCAGUGGGAUCCCAAACCAGGGCCAGAGCCAGGGUGGGGGCCAAAUGCAACCCCAGCCGGGUGUCGGUUCCCCAGCUGGCUCUGACGACAACGUGUGGGCAUCUGGAGGUCCAUCAGCACCGGUCCACAUUCCUGUGCUGUUCAAUGACUCCACCAUGGCACAGAUGAAUGGAGAGCUCCAAGCCCUCACAGAAAAGAAGCUGCGUGAGCUGGGCGUGAAGCAGCACCCACGUGCCUGGUUCAUAUCGCUCGACGGACGUGCCAAUGCUCAUGUGCGCCACUCCUACAUCGAUGUGGGCUCUGAGCUUGGUCAUAGUGGUGCAAACAGCAGCAACCACAGUGCGCAGAGCACGCUUAGUGCCCCCGCUGGCACCAGUAAGGAUUGCAGCCUGGACACGAGCCUCCAAGAUACACCACAGGAGCGCAAGCAGUCCUCUGGGAGGAAGAGCAAGGAGGAUCGAUAUGGUGGCGGGCGUAAGGGGCACAGUGCAAAUGGCUCCAGCAGUGGAAAGCAGUACUCCAAGCUGGCUUAUCAUGACCCCCUGGAUCUCAGUGGUGGUGUUGGCCGCAUGGGAGCGGGGUCACCACUAGAAAACCCACUGACCCCCCUCUUAGACGACGGUCCCGAGGAGCCGCGUGGUUCAACUAUACCACGGAGGGGUCGCAGUCGUGGGAACAGCUCACGCAGCAGUAACAGUGAGACCCAGCGCGAUUCUGUCACAAGUCCAGAGGAUGAAAAUGACCCUGAUGACAAAGACGAGAACAAGAAAAGCCCAUGGCAACGUAUUGAGGAGCGCCCUCUCAUGGUGUUCCAUGCCAAGAAGUAGAAAAUCAGGCCCGACAUAGAACUAACCUUUGCAAUUAUCUACCGAAGACAUAUGAGAUAUGUGUUCAAAUUGAUCAUUGUUACCAGACGUUUACUCCUAUCAGCAAACAGGUACAACUCAUUUUGUUUCCCCAAUCUGAAUGAAGUGUCAGGAUUGUUUUGUAUUGAGUUUAUAAAACAGCAUUUUAAAUCACAUGCCAAAAGCAUCUAUAGCUCUAAUUUGAAGACAAGACUUGGAGGAAGACAAGACUGAUCACUCAAUUUGAAUACAAAUCUGGGAGUAGUCAGGUGCAGUGAGGCUUAUUCUCAAAGUCUUAAAGUAUGGAUUUCACAGCUGAAUGACACCAACCAUCCACUACAAUCCACUACAGUAAUGAAAGGUACCAGGAAAAAAGUUUUAAAAAUGCAUCAUAUUAAGAAAAUAAGCACAAAAUAUAUUUGUAGAGAGCAGGGGGAUGUUUCAAGAAUCAUCUACUCAUAAUCAAGCAUGGAACAUAUUCAAACAAAUCAAACAACUCCUCAUUUGAGGAGUCUGCAGGUUUUCUUUGGACAUCAGUUUCUCCAUGAUCCUGACCAAACUGGCUUUGACAUACUGUUCAAUAUGGUAUGUUAUUAUGUUGAUCUCUUUUGGAAAAGAACAUCAAACAUUGAUAUAAACGGAGAUAAGUGAAGAGUUUCUAUAAAGGAACUGGAUGUUUCGGUUUUCAUAAAUUAAUUAUCUGAUGGUCUACUGCUGUAUUCCUGUAUUCCUGUCCCCCAAAGAUUUGUCAUCCCUUUUCUUGUCAUGGAUAACCACUUUUUAUAUACACGUUUAUAUGCAUCUCAGUAGUGACUUUCCCCCCCCUUUUCUCUUUUUUUUUUCAGUAUUAACUGUGCUGGAAAUUUUGGUGGAAAUUCCUAAACACAAAAAAGAUGAGUUGCAACAUGAACAGUGAAUAUGGCAUAGGAAUGUAAAUCCAAACAUUCCAUUUCUCACAUUCCAAAUAUUUUACAGAAUACUAGGCACUUCAGAUAAUGGUUUGGCUUAUGCACUGCACAGGACAUACAUUAUUUAAUAGUUUGCUUAAUGAGUGUACGAUCAUACAAUCAUUGAGUGUACAAGCAUAUUGUAUGCCACUACAGAUAUAAAUGUAGAAAUCCCAUUUAACUAACCCAAGUGCUUCUUUGCACUUUCUUACAAAAUUGUGACAAUUCUGACAAGAUAUGUUUACUGAUCUGAAACCAGUUUUGUGCUUUCCUUCAUGGUGUUGAAAAUAGGAUUUGGGUAGGAAAAUAAUAUUCUGACUCUCUAUCAGUGACAUUUUCUUAGAGCCUGACGGAUGUCUUUGCAUUAUCUACAUUCAGCAGUGGAAAUGAAUGUGAAGUCAUUUACACUGAUGUGAUUCUUUGUUAAUACAAUAUACAUCCCCAGAUCUUCCAUUACCACAAGUCUUGAUGUAAAGUUUUCUAUUAUUAUAAUAAUUUGCCAGGAUUCUGUGUAUAUGUAUGAUAGCAUAUGUGCAUGAGACUUGUAGACUAGAAAAAUGUUUUUUAUGACUAAAGAUAAAAUAUGGCCCACUUUACCAUAAAUAUGUAAAAGCAUGACAUCAUCUUCCUGGAAAGUGACACACUUGACAUUCUAAAGAAUGUCAUGUUAAUUUUGAGGAGACCAACCAAGAUGACAAAAGCAUCUGAUGAUGAUGCAAACAUUGGGUGGACUUGCCAAAAAAAAAAAGAAGCUAUAUGCUGGAAAAUAAACUCGCUCUGUGCCAGUGGCAGGAAGCACAGUCUGCUCACUCCUUGAUUGGCAGGCGGGCAAUGCUUGGUGCUGUUAGCUACUCUCUAGUUUACUGGUAGGUGGUUGCUACCAAGACUCCAUUUUAUGAGGAUGUCCCAUUUUAUGAGGAUGUCUUUGACUCUCUGUCUUUCUCUCUUUUUAUCUCUCUCUCGCUUUCUCUUUAGCUCUCACACUAAAUAUGAUCAGAAUGGUGCUCAGAAUCUUUCAUUUGUGUCUAUUGUGUUUUAAUAUCUUUAUGAUAUGACAUCACACAUUUGUUCACCUUGUCAGUGAAAUCACUACCUUAUCACUUGUUUAAUUACAGUUUAUUGCAUUAUGCCAGUCAUUUAAUAACCAUCCUCGUUUGUUGCAGAACACUUGUCACUGCGGAGAAUGAACACAUAUUUUUUUUGUUAGCUUUUAAAAGAAUGUGGCCUCUUUUUAUGUCAAAGCACAGGGGUCAUUGGACACCUAUCAGUGCCACUUAGAAACGUGAACAGCAGUCAAGCUGUGAUCAUUGCCUGCAGCUUUUCACAGUAACAUGGAAGUGCCAAUGUUGGACAUAUAGAGCCCUAGCUGGACCAGUCGCUACUCGGGCGUCCAUAGCAGUGCCUGUAGUGUUACCAUAUAAGGCUGUGAGUUUGCAGCAACACCUGUUAAGUGUCAGA